ACUGGUCAUCAGAAGCUCAGAACCACCACGACUCGGGGACGAACGUGGUCCGGUGCUCUUCGUCUCCACGUUUCUUGCACAUUGGAGCCAAAGAUGGCAAGGUCCGCCAUGUCCGGGCUAGUGCUCCUGCUGCUCUGUGCAACCUGCAGGUUGGCGCUAGGAAUCACCGAUGGGCUGCUGGCCAACGGCAACUUCGAGCGCGGGCCGCAGCCGUCGCAGCUGCGCGGGACGCAGGUGGUGGGCGCGUCGUCGAUCCCGUCGUGGCGGACGUCGGGGUUCGUGGAGUACAUCCCGUCGGGGCGGAAGCAGGGGGACAUGGUGCUGGUCGUCCCCGAGGGCGCCUACGCCGUGCGCCUGGGCAACGAGGCGUCCAUCGCGCAGCGCCUCCGCGGGGCCGUCCCCGGCGCGCGCUACAGCCUCACCUUCAGCGCGGCGAGGACGUGCGCGCAGGCGGAGCGCCUCAACGUGUCCGCGUCCGGCCAGUCCGGCGUGCUGGUCAUGCAGACCAUGUACAGCAGCAACGGCUGGGACUCCUACUCCUGGGCCUGGGACGCCACCGCCGACGAGGUCGAGGUCGUCGUCCACAACCCCGGCGUCACCGAGGACCCCGCCUGCGGCCCCCUCAUCGACUCUGUCGCCAUCAAGACCCUCACCCCGCCCCGCCGCACCAACAAGAACCUGGUGAAGAAUGGUGAUUUCGAGGAGGGGCCGUACAUCAUCCCCGGGACCAAGUGGGGGGUGCUGAUCCCGUCGCGGAUGGUGGACGAGCACUCGCCGCUGCCGGGCUGGAUGGUGGAGUCGCUCAAGGCCGUCAAGUACAUCGACAGCGACCACUUCGCGGUGCCGCGGGGGCGCCGGGCCGUGGAGCUGCUGGCGGGGAGGGAGAGCGCGAUCGCACAGGUGAUCCGCACCGUGCCGGGGAAGCAGUACGCGCUGUCCUUCAGCGUGGGCGACGCCAGCAACACGUGCCGCGGGUCGCUCAUGGUGGAGGCCUACGCCGGCAGGGAGUCCACCAAGGUGCCGUACGAGUCGGCGGGGCAGGGCGGCGCCGCCAAGCGGGCCGUGCUCCCGUUCCGCGCCACGUCGUCUCGCACGCGCGUCGUCUUCUUCAGCUCCUUCUACAACACCAGGACCGACGACAUGAGCUCGCUCUGCGGGCCGGUGAUCGACGACGUCGCCGUCGUCAGCGUGCGCGCCCGGCCGCCAAAGCGCCCCUAGAACGAUAAGCUGGCUGGCCCUAGUGCGUUGUUGUUGCAUCCGUGUUAAUUAGACUGCUUAGGCGCUCAAAUUGCUUAUUGGGCUUGAAUGUGCACUAAGGAAUUCGUCGGAGAGGUGCCACACUCGGUAUGUCACUAGCUGUUGGAAGACUAGCUGUUGAAAGACGUUAACUGUACCUCUGCCUUCUCUUGACUAAGAGCAUCUUCAUUUUGCA
This is a messenger RNA of Triticum urartu, 1432 nucleotides long. Its product is annotated as protein BIIDXI. NCBI's taxonomy places the organism in Eukaryota, Viridiplantae, Streptophyta, Magnoliopsida, Poales, Poaceae. The record is from RefSeq and is a predicted model, not a curated record.